AUGGCCACCAACGCGUCGACGCAGUCCGGGAGCAAACGAUGGACACACUUUCAUUCAGCAUUGCAGCUCGCAAUACAACGAGUCUCCCAUAAAUGGACAUAUGAGGACUUCACGGAAUGCUUCCCGCAAUACUGUGAGAAACAACCCGAGGUCUCGUCCUCGCUGCAUACAACGCUUGCUCGGCACAUGGAAGCACAGAUAUCUGCUGCAGCAGAUGAACUGCUGGCUGAAUAUAACGCAAAGGAGAAGAUCGAUAUCCUGCACGCAGUGGUUACGGAGGCUCGUGCCCGGAGACAUAUGGGUGGCGGAGAGGCGAAGAGGAAAGACCUAUGGCGAGAAGAUCUGCAACCCAGACAGGCUGUCCGCGCACGCACGAUACCCGUGCUGGAGCAGGAAGUUGAGAGGCUGAGGAGAACUUUGCGGGAUCUGGAGGAGAGGAACCUGCGACUGCAGGGACAGCUUGAGGCCAACGUCAGAGCGCGGAAGAAGGCCGACGAUCAAGUUUCACAAUUGCUUGAUAUUGUAGACCGGAUUUACGCCGAAUGGAACAAGUUGCCGAUGGAACAGAUACAGGAGUGGACCCUGCAAACUGCGGAAAUCACAAGUGCCGCGCGGCCUCGCUGAUCUGUCACCCUUUUCCUAGAAAGUUCCUGUCCCCCGUAUGUAUGGUCGUAUCUAUCUGCAUUGUAUACCACUGUAUUUGUGCUGCCCAUUUGUAUUCCAGCGCCUACUAUCCCC
Messenger RNA from Gloeophyllum trabeum ATCC 11539, 738 nucleotides. RefSeq lists its product as uncharacterized. The record is from RefSeq and is a predicted model, not a curated record. The coding region runs from base 1 to 624 and encodes 207 amino acids. Gene Ontology annotation, biological process: chromosome segregation. NCBI's taxonomy places the organism in Eukaryota, Fungi, Basidiomycota, Agaricomycetes, Gloeophyllales, Gloeophyllaceae. The transcript is spliced from 5 exons. Gene Ontology annotation, cellular component: MIS12/MIND type complex.